AUGAAGCUGACCGGCGCUGCCCUGGGGCUGAGCGAUGGCAUCAACACGCAGAAGCCGGCCCUCAUGGUCGACACGCUGGAGCAGCAGCUGCCGCCGCCGCCCAUCAGCAAGAGCGACGAGCAGUUUUUGGAGGGCGGCGUGGAGUUUGUGUGGGGGGAAGAGGGCCUGGAUGUGGGGGAGCUCAACGACCUCUUUGAGAAGGUGGGCUUCCCGCGGCGCGACCCCUCGCGCCUGGCGCUGGCGCUGGCCAACACGUACCGCACCAUCUGGAUCCGCGCAGCGCGCAAGUCGCGGCUGGCGCGCGAGGGGCAGCUGCUGGGCUUUGCGCGGGCCACCAGCGACGGCGCGCUGUCUGCCGUCAUCUGGGACGUCUCGGUGGCCCCCGCCUGGCAGCGCGGCGGGCUGGGCCGCGCGCUCGUGGAGCGCCUCACCUCCUCCCUCGUGCACGACGGCAUCGCCACCAUCACGCUGUACGCGGAGCCCGGGGUGGUGGCCCUGUACGAGAAGCUGGGGUACGUGAGCGAUCCGGAAGGCAUCCGCGGCGUGGCCUUCCAGACCAAGUCCGCCUUUGGGCGCAGCAUGGCGGCCGCGCUGCGCCGGUAG
Molecule: messenger RNA, 603 nt
Organism: Chlorella variabilis
Lineage: Eukaryota; Viridiplantae; Chlorophyta; Trebouxiophyceae; Chlorellales; Chlorellaceae
Exons: 5
Coding region: 1-603 (200 amino acids)
Cellular component (GO): cytoplasm
Molecular function (GO): N-acetyltransferase activity
Source: RefSeq, a predicted model, not a curated record